UGCUGUUACUGCUUUUCGUCCGUGUGAAAAAUGUUCUCCGCUAUUCGGCGUCGCAGUCGUGGCCACUAAUUUGUACCUCAAAAACCAAACGGCAGCGUAUUUCAGUGAGUUGAACACUUGGGAAGACUUGAAAAGGGUUGUGUAAGCCAUGAUCUGAGGUGUGAAAAGUCUGCACUGUCUGACUGGACGCAGAGUUACCAUCACUCAUGCUGCACGCACACACACCAGCAAUGUCUCAUCCUGACUCCUGUACAACUGUGUGGGACUGGUUAUGUGUGCUGCGUCUGGAGCAGUAUUCUGAGGCGUUUCAGAGCGCCGGGCUGGCAACGUUACGACAAUGUCGCAGCCUCACGCAAGAUCAGCUGGAGCAGAUGGGAAUCACCCUGCCAGGUCACCGGAGACGCAUCCUGGCUAGCCUGAACAAAACGCAUGGUAAUAAUGACACCCAGUCUGACACACACGCUCACCCUGUACAGUCUCAGCAGGAUCAGAGAUGGGAGGAAACGGGACAUGUCAAAGUGUUGCAGAGAGAGAGACCUGUGCCGAUCCCAGCGGAAGAAAAACCUGUUCUUAAGGAAAGGAAGAAAAGAGAUGAAGAGACAUUGAAACCUACACCCAGGGAAAGAGAGAAACCAGUCCCCAAAGAGAGACAAGUGUCCAAGAUGAAAGAGGAAAGUGGAGGAGGAGAGAAGAAGCCAGUUGCUGGACAAAGACAAGUAGCGCCUAGAGGAGGAGAAGAGGAGGAGAGGGAUGGGGGAAUAGAUGGACAGAGAGAGAGACCUGUUCCUAAAGAGAGGACUAAGUUUCGCCCCGGUCCUACAGUGGACUGUCACUCCAACUCUCUUGUCUCUCCAGUGUCUGACACCUCUUUACCCCCUGUCCCCCCACGCAGCACCCUCAACUGCCCCCCACAGCCCUUCACCUCUCCCCUGAGCCCCUCGCCUCCCGCUCGAACCCCUGUCUCCCCCAAACGGGACAGACUCGCGCUUAAAGCCCCGGCUGUACAGAGCAGAUCUGUGUCCCAGAGUUCCUCCCCCACCAGCACCCCGACCCCGACCCACACCCCGUCACAAGCACCUCUCCAGCCUCCCAGUUGCCCCUCUCCCCCAGCUCGGCCUCAGACGUUAGCCAUUCAGCCACCCGGCCAACAUUUAGGUAGUGAUGGAGGGAUAAAGUCUUCACCUGUCUCGCCCAUUGCUUCCCCCAGUGACGACAAAAAUGCCCCACCUCUCCCUCCGAAAGCAGGGGCAGUACCCAAAGGCCCUCCACCGAUCCCACAGCGGUGUCCUGCACAGUCUCCCAGAACUCACAGCCCCUCUCCCACCAAGACAACUGCUGAUGAGAUGCAGAAAGACCAAACUCCACAGGACCAAACUCCACAGGUCCCACCUCGCAUCAGGAUACCCCAAACUGUAGAAAACACACAACAGACAACUCAACUCGACACUCAGCCGGCUCUGCCCUCCAAGAGGGUCUCCCAACCUCCCCGGUUAAAUUCACUCAAUGAUAAUUCUGAUGAAUACGAGGAUCCAGAUUUCUUUGUCCCCAGUGUUCAUCGAAUGAACGCACUAGACAGGGAUAUGUCACUGCAAGUGCCCGGACAGCAGAAGAAACGAUACAGUUCUUUGUGCAGCGACGAUGAGUUGUUGGAUGAUGAUGAGCCUACCCUAUGGCAGGAUGGGAGCAUUAGCAACCUCCAAGGCAGUGUCUACCUGCCAAACUCCGGCAGACUGUCAUCAGCCUCUAAAGAAGACAGCUCUCAGCUGGAUGCUGUCAUCAAGAUGGGCUGGCUGGACAAGAAUCCACCUCAGGGGGCCCUUUAUUAUCAGAGACGAUGGGUAAAGCUGGACGCUGACUACCUGAGAUACUUUGAUAAUGACAAGGAGGUGUAUUCUAAGGGCAUCAUCUCUACUGCUUUCAUCACUAAUGUGACCAGUGUGGGAGAGCUGAAGUUUGAGGUGGUCACAAACAACCGAACAUUUAUCUUCAGGGCUGAAAGUGAAGUCGAGAGAAACGACUGGGUGACUGUACUGCAGGACUGCACCAGGGGGCGCCAGCCACGCAGCACCAUGAGUCUUAGCUCUCCUUUAACCCCAGACUAUCAGGGCUCUCUGGAGCUCAGAGGCUUACGUUCAAAACUUUAUACUGUUGUCGCCUCAGAUAAAGUCUUCCUCUACAAAAACAUUGAGGACUAUCGUAUAGGUGUGGGUAUCACAUCCAUCGAGAUGAAUGUAGGAAAUGUUAAAGACACAGAUCGUCGGAGCUUUGAUCUCACUACACCUUACCGCAUAUUCAGUUUCAUCGCAGAGUCGGAGCAGCUGCGAGAGCAAUGGGUGGAUGCCAUGCGGGAUGCUAUAGGUGAGGCCUUGUCGAAUAGCGAGGUGGCAGAGCGGAUCUGGGCGGAGCCUAGCAACAGUUUCUGUGCCGACUGCGGGGUUCCCAAGCCGGAAUGGGCUGCCAUCAACUUGUGUGUGGUGGUCUGCAAACGAUGCGCAGGACAGCACAGAGGACUGGGUCCUAGCAUCUCAAAGGUUCGUAGUCUGAAGAUGGACAGAAAAGUCUGGACAGAGGAGCUUUUACAGGUGUUCCUGUUGCUAGGCAACGAGCGGGUAAACAGUUUCUGGGCAGCUAACAUCCCGCCAAGUGAAGCUUUGACACCCUCUAGCUGCAGCGAAGACAGGCGGCGCUUCAUCACCAACAAAUACCGCCAGGGCAAAUACAGGAAGUACCACCCUCUGUACGGAAACCAGAGAGAGCUCAACAAUGCUCUAUGUAUAAAUGUGCAGUGCAGUGAUGUUCUGGAGACAUUAAGCCUGAUUUUCUGCGGUGCAGAUGUAAAUUGUUCAACUGGUAUGGCGAGUUGGCCCACCCCUCUCUCCCUGGCCAACGCACACUCACAACCUUUACAGGCAGAGUUAAUUAGCCACAAUCUCAACACAGAGCUACCACGGUUAGAAGUGGGCGGAGAAAUGGAACCAUGGGUCACACAACAUUACCCAACAGCACCUUGUGUGUCUCACAAUGGCUUCCUGUUCAAGACUGGAUCUAUGGCGCGAGCUAUCACAGAGCGCAAGGCCAGAGAGGAGUUCAGUCGUCGCUGGUGCACGCUGAAUGAUGGCACCUUCAGCUACUAUGAGAGCGACAAGAACUCGAACCCGAACGGAGUGCUGAAGGCUUCAGAGAUAGUGUGUUUGGCUGUCGACACGCCUGAGAAACAUGGGUAUGAACAUACCUUUGAGCUCUACUCAGAGUCAGAGCGUCUCUAUCUGUUUGGCACUGAUGACCCAGAUAGCCACAAGGAAUGGGUCAAGUCUAUUGCCAAGAGCUUCAUCCCAGCCACUGCAGAGCCUUUACUGAGGUUGAGCUUUGAGCGGAUUGGGCGACUGAAGUGUAAAGAUGGCUUGAACCUACAAACGUCCAAGGUUGGCUGGUUUGCUCUGGUAGGCUCUACACUUCAUGCCUACCUGGCAGACAGCCAGGGAGAGGAGAUCCACCUCCGCAAGCUGAAUGAACUCUCAAUUCAACAAGACAAUGAGGUGCUGGUUCUGGUGGAGAGAGGCAGAACUCUGUACAUAGAGGGAGAGAGGAAGUUGGACUUCGCGGGCUGGUGUGGAGCCAUCCAGGCAGCAGCAGGGAGUGGAGGAGACACACUGAGCCAGCAGCAGCUGACAGAGACAGACAUACCUGUUAUAGUAUACAGCUGCAUCGGCUACAUCACACAGUGUGGCUUGACUUCUGAGGGGAUAUAUCGUAAGAGCGGUGUGAACUCCCGUGUGGCCGCACUGUGCGAGAAAUUCCGCCACGAUGCUCGCAGUGUUCGUCUGAGGGAGGGAGAGCACCAGGUGGACGACGUCUCCAACACACUCAAACGCUUCUUCAGGGAGUUAGGAGAGGGACUGUUCACGUCAGAGGAUGGCAGUACCUGGCUCAGUACUGCUGCCAUCCAGGAUGAAAGUAUGAAAAUCUCCCAGUACCAGCUGCUGUUGAACAAACUGCCUCAUGUCAACAAGGCUACACUACAAGCCCUUAUCAACCACCUCUAUUGCGUGCAGCGUUUCUCUGAGAUGAACCAGAUGAACCUCCAUAACCUGGCCAUAGUGUUCGGUCCCACACUGUUCCAGAAUGAUGGGAAGGACUACACUGCGGGUCGUGCCAUAGAGGACCUCAUACAGCACUACACGCUCAUCUUUGAGGUGGAUGAGCAGCAGCUAAAGAAGCAGCUUGAGGAGAUCACUGUUAUCAUCCAAGUGCGAGAGAAGCUCAACACAAAGUUUCCUAGUACUGAACCUGGAGGACACUUCAUCUGUACUGUGUACCUGGAGGAAAAGAAGGACACAGCAGAGCAACAUGUCAAGAUCCCUGGUUCUAUGACAGCAGCAGAGCUGUCCUGUGAGGUUCUGGAUCGGCGUAACAUCCCUGUUAAAGACAAAGAGUACUGGAGCUGCUGGGAGGUCAGCGACAAGGAGGAAAUGGAACGUCCACUGCACUAUCAGGAGCGAGUCUUACCCAUCCUUCACUCCUUUGGCACUGACUCCCAUCUGCUCAUUAAGAAACAUGUCGCUAUGGAUGCAAUGAUCGUCUACCUGGCUAGUAAAGUGGAUGCAUCCAAACACGGAAUGAUGAAGUUCAGAGAAGAGCGAAGCAUCUUGGGAUUGGGACUUUCCACUGGAAGUUUCCACGAACGAUAUUUCAUCCUUAAUUCCAACUCUCUCAGAAUGUACAAGGAAGUCAGAAGUAACCGUCCAGAACGUGAGUGGCCAGCAAAAAACCUAAAGGUCUACCUGGGUAUUAAGAAGAAGCUCCGUCCUCCCACAUGUUGGGGACUGACGGUGGUGUAUGAAAGUAAGAAACAGGAGAAGCCAGAGAGACAGCAGUGUACGAUGGAGACGUGUGGCCUCAGGACGGACUCAAGCAGACACGGGUGAGCCGCGUGUUACCGGACACGCGCCAUGGUAACGUGUCUCUGAUACCACUGCGUGGCAGUGAGAAUGAGAUGCGGAACAGCGUUGCAGCUUUCAGCCAAGACCCGCUUGCUCUCUUUAGAGAUGUUCGAUAAUGGUCGCUGCAAGACAGGGCAGACGGUCGGCCUCGGAUGACCUCUGAACAUCCGUGUGACGACAUCAUUCUCUACUGUAAGGUCCACAAUGACGGACACAAUUUGUGGAUUAUGGCCUUACACUGCCAUCUGUUCCUUCUGAAUAUAAACUGGACCAUAAUGGACAACAGGAUCACAUGAAAAAUGAACCUCCAAUGGUGCACAAAUGACUUUUACUUUAUGUCCAGUAAAAGCAGCUGGGAGCUGUGGCAUUAAAAAUGGAAGAGAGACAGUUUGAUGGACCACAAUCACCCUGAAGAUUUCCUAAUUCGCUUCCAGCUCAACGUGUGACAAGUCUGCCCCCAACUGCAUUGCAUUAUGGGACGGAGGCAUGAAAGACAUGCAGAGAGAAACUUUAUUUUCUUUCAUGUAUUGUUUUCAGAAAAUAAUCUGGUUAUUCUAGGCACUAGUGCUUCUAGGCACACUAGUGCUUAGCAUUUUUCACAAGUUUAUUCACUUGUAGUUGUAGCUGAUUUAUUAUGUUCUGUUGUUUUUUCGCUCUCUUUCUCUACUAUUGCUCAAAGAAUGGUUGGUUGGGAUAGUCCUGCAGUUGAAAAUUGCUCUUGUAAGCAAAGCUGAUGUCAUAGAAGAAGGCAACACUGAUUUUAUUUUUCGGAGAGAAAAGCAGAGAAAGGACAGAUGAUAGAUCUGUGUCUGUUACUCUACAGGACAUUUGCCAAUACUGUGCAAAACCUCUGCCAGAGUUGCAUAUUAGUCGUCUGCAUAUGUGCACCAGUGUGUAUACAGUAUGUAUGAUUAUGUGUAGGAGUGUUUGUGAGUGGAAGUUUCACAUACUUGAUGUAUGAAAUUGUGUCUUUUGGAAAGUGAAGGAAGGAGUCAUGUGCUGAAAAUAUAAUUUUUCUCAAGAUUAAAAGAAGAUUUUCACCACAGAGGGCAAAAUGGCUUUUGCCAGAAACUGUAAGACGUAAUAUACAGUACAUGGGCAGUUUUGUUAUUAACCAUCAGUAUUUAUGAAAUUUUAGAUUAUGAUUUAGUGAUAUUGGGAUCAAUGUGCCUUUUAUUUGUUCAUUAUAUAUAGAUUCUUUGCAACAGUAUAUUGUUGUAGUCUGAUUAUCAAAACUCCAACACAGGGCACAGGACUUCCUAUCUGUAAGCACAAGAAACAAAUUAAACUGCAUUAUAGUCUCCUAUCAUGUAAAUAGUCAGCCAUGAAGCAAUCUGUAUUAACUGUACUAACGUGUCAGUUAAUUGUCAGUUGCCUUUGUACCACCUGUAAUGUUUUCCUGUUGUAAAGAUUUUUCUUUUUUUAUUUAUUUGGACAGCAGAGGAUGCUAGCUGCUGCAGCUGCUCCACCUCUGCUGAUCGGCAUGUUCAGCUAAGUGUUAGUUUUAAACACCUUUUAAACUGUGUGUGUG
Morone saxatilis (striped sea-bass) is the source of this 6471-nucleotide messenger RNA. Its product is annotated as arf-GAP with Rho-GAP domain, ANK repeat and PH domain-containing protein 1-like. Gene Ontology annotation, biological process: signal transduction; positive regulation of GTPase activity. Gene Ontology annotation, molecular function: phosphatidylinositol-3,4,5-trisphosphate binding; GTPase activator activity; protein binding. The record is from RefSeq and is a predicted model, not a curated record. NCBI's taxonomy places the organism in Eukaryota, Metazoa, Chordata, Actinopteri, Moronidae.